AUGGCGUUUGCCGCACAGUUAGGGGCCCAGGUAGAAGAGCUCAUAGAAGCUAUAUGCCCCAGUGUUUACAAGUCACAAAAGAGGCGGGUCGUUUCUCUCCGCGAAGAAUGCCUCAAGACACUCCGUCACCACACUUUUACUCGGACGAACCAGUUUUUAGUUGAGGAAGAGCUUAACGGGCUUCAAGAGAAGUUUGUUGUGAACGGCCGCGAUGGGCUCGCAGCUGCCUUGGAGACCCGCCGGGAAAAUCUUGAGCCUCUCUCAACUAAAUGGACGCCUGAUAUUCUUCACCUGUUGUUGGAACUAUCAGAUCAACCCCUUCAGCAGUCCCAUCUGGCCGAUCUUGAAUUGCUGCGAAAAUCAGACCCCGACACUGGACCGACUUUGAAAUGGGAGGAUAUUGCCAAUGAGGAUGGUUGGGCCCAUGACCGAGCUUUGUGGAGGAAUGUCGACUUUGGUCCGGGCAGCUCCGAGGAUGGGUCGUAUGAAGAGCAAUCAAUUACAGGUGGUUCUUCCGACUCGGAAGACACAUCCAUCUCAGAUGUCACCCCUCAGCUCAAGAUUCCUCAAGAAUCCAGCUCGAUCGGGCCAAGCUCAGUCGACCUAGACGAUGUUAUCGAGUCUCAAUCCUGGCGUUUGGAAUCACCCCAAACCGACGAGGGGGGACGUACAAGCAAAAUACCCAUCACGGAGGCACAAGUCGUCAGGGAAAUCCUGUUCAUGUUACAGGGCCACAGGACCUCACUUUUUGACGAAAAAUGCGCUCCCGUCCUUGCGUAUCAGCUGUCAGAGGUCUCAUGGGAGACGUACCGCGCUUUGAUCACAGCCGUCGCGGACACAGGACGCCCGCUGCAACCGCUUCGAGGUUUCAUCGAAAGCCGGCAAGACGUGCCCUUGCUCCAGACCUUUCAGGAUUGCAUUCGGGAAGCCCUUCGAGCAUUCGACAGGGAGAUCGCAGCCAUGCAGGCUCGCUAUGUUGAUCCAAAGAUGGACGUCAUGGUCAGCGUUAUGGCGGUCAUGGAAGAGGCCCAACUCCAUCUGGCUUCAUUGCGAUCCCUUGGGGCCAUUGUACAGAGACUUCGAGGUGAGCGAUACCCCCACGCAUUUCGCUACUUGGAGCUUUUGUUCGAGGCUACAUGCGCAUCACAGUUGCAAGGUGAUCUGCCUGCCUAUAAAACGCUGGGGUCUACUUUUCUCAGAUGUUUUCAGGUUUACUUGCGCCCCAUCAGGCUAUGGAUGGAGGAGGGUGAACUCUUGCCUGGUGACAAGAUCUUCUUCAUCUCGGAAUCCAAGGUCAAACUGCCUUUGAAUCAGAUCUGGCAAAAUCAGUUCAAACUUCGUCAGACUCUGGAUGGACGGUUACAUGCGCCAAGGUUCCUCCAGUUUGCAGUAGCGCGAAUAUACACGACCGGCAAGAGCAUCGUAGUCUUGAAGCAUCUGGGAAUGAACGACUUGGCAGCGACCCAGCAGCAGAGCCGACAGCCUCCUAGCCUUGAAUUUGCUAAUGUUUGUCCACCUGGUUCGGAACUCGCCCCUUUCUCGGAGCUCUUUGCCAACGUGUUUGACGCGUGGAUCAAAAGCAAGCACCACGCGACAUCCUCUGUUCUCCAAAAGGCUCUAUUUGAAUCUUGCGGCCUGCGGUCCACACUAGGCGCCCUUCAGCACUUGUAUCUCAUGAAGGAUGGUGCCGCUUCUGACAGUUUCACCUCGACCGUAUUUUUUAAGAUGGACAAGAGACAGCCGGGCUGGGACGACCGCUUCACGCUAACGGAACUUGCUCAGGAGGCUUUCUCUGGGCUGCUGGAUGUGCAUCGUGUGUCAGCAUACUUUGACAAGCCAGAGGGCGCUCGUUCUGACAUGACUGGAGGUCGAAUUUCUAUUCGCGAAAUGCUCCCUAGGCUCAAGCUUCGGUAUCGUAUGGCCUGGCCAGUUCAGCUGGUGAUUAAGGGGGACUGCCUCGAGAGUUACCAAGGCAUCUUUACCAUGUUGUUGCAGCUGCGGCGGUCGAUACAUGCACUGAACAUGCAACGCUUACUACUUGAUGGAAAGGCCGAGGAAGGCAUGCUCCGUGCAGAGUCCAGUGCCUACUACCGUCUGAGAAUGAAGAUGUUGUGGUUCUGCAACACUUUGAUGACAUACCUCACGACUCUGGUGUUCACGCCAAACAUUGAAGCGCUGAAGGAGGCUCUGAGCUCGGCAGAAGAUGUCGAUGGCAUGAUCCACCGCCACGCGGCAUUCGUCGCCACGAUGAUUCAGGAAUCAUGUUUGGGACCGAGACUGGACCCCAUCAGGGAGUGCAUGUUGGACGUACUGGACCUGGCCGCCGAACUGGAAGAUUCGCGCAACAUGACCGCCAUCAGGGAAGCGGGCGAAUCAAACGAGAUCAUGCGGCUCUCGACCAUGUCCUCACCCCAUCGAGUUUCCACGCUGUCGGGGGCCGACUUUCGGAAAUCGCAGCUCAGGGGUCUUUAUGUGAGCCCCAAGGAGAAGGAGGAGGACCACGACGAAGCGGAAGCAGAGGGUGAGCUCAAUGCUGAGAGAGGCACGAAGAGAGCAGGUGGGAGAGCUCCCCAGACGCGCGAGCCCUAUCCGACAACGCUCCGGCGGAUCUCGGCCGACUUUGACAGGCACCUUAGGUUCAUCGCUGGCGGGCUCAGAGGCGUCGCUCGUGCGAGCAGUGAGCCAGCUGCCGGCAAGUGGGACAUACUUGCCGAGAUGCUUGAGGCUGGAAUAUCCUCUAUGUAG
Messenger RNA from Pyricularia pennisetigena, 2745 nucleotides. RefSeq lists its product as uncharacterized. The coding region runs from base 1 to 2745 and encodes 914 amino acids. Lineage: Eukaryota; Fungi; Ascomycota; Sordariomycetes; Magnaporthales; Pyriculariaceae. The record is from RefSeq and is a predicted model, not a curated record. Gene Ontology annotation, biological process: spindle assembly; meiotic cell cycle; mitotic cell cycle. Gene Ontology annotation, cellular component: centrosome; spindle pole; gamma-tubulin complex. Gene Ontology annotation, molecular function: gamma-tubulin binding; microtubule minus-end binding. The transcript is spliced from 2 exons.